CAUCCAUUUCAAAGCUUAUUGAUUUUGGGGAGGGACCGAGAGAGAGAGAGGGAAAAACAGAGAGAUCAGAGAGACAGAGAGGCAGAGCAUGGCAACCUGCAACAUGGCAUCGGCUGCUUCUGGGUUUGUGCUAACACCUAAUGUUUCAAGCAGCACAAGUUCAUCUGCCAGGAGCAACAUGGUAUGCUUCCCUGUCAAGAACAACAACAGCAGCUACAACAACUCAAGGCUUGUUGUCGUAAGGGCAGCUGAGGAGGGUGCAGCUCCACCAGCCCCCACCGCAGCACCAGCUGCAGGGGAAGCUCCAAAGCCUAAGCCACCACCGAUUGGACCCAAGAGAGGCACUAAGGUUAAGAUUCUUAGGAGGGAGUCUUACUGGUACAAAGGCACUGGAUCUGUGGUAGCUGUUGACCAGGAUCCAAAGAGUCGCUACCCAGUGGUGGUUCGGUUCGACAAAGUAAACUAUGCAAAUGUAUCUACAAAUAACUAUGCAUUGGAUGAGAUUGAAGAAGUUAAAUGAGUGAUGGUUGUAUUGUAAGAGUAAUUGUAAUUCUUCCACUAUUCCACUCUCUAGUGUGUGUCAGGAAUGUGUAUCAUACUCUCUUUGAUUUCUUGUCUCUUGCUUAUAAUGUUAUGAUCAGAUCGAUAUUGUUCAUGACA
Molecule: messenger RNA, 660 nt
Organism: Corylus avellana
Lineage: Eukaryota; Viridiplantae; Streptophyta; Magnoliopsida; Fagales; Betulaceae
Gene: PSAE-2
Product: photosystem I subunit E-2
Biological process (GO): photosynthesis
Cellular component (GO): photosystem I reaction center; photosystem I
Source: RefSeq, a predicted model, not a curated record